UCAUUGCGUGCAGCGUUUGUGCAUGGCUUGUACCAUGUUUCUGCAGUGAAACUGUAAACUGUGUGACUUGUGAAAGUGUAGUUGGAAAGGUACUAACGUAUUUUGGAUUUUGUUUGAGGAUUUUAGCCAAAAUCGUGAAACUAACAUGUUAAAAAACCAGAAUGGGUGAUUCUCGAUAUGAAAUGGAAGUAGACAAUCAAAGUGAAGACGGAGAGAUUAAAAAGAGCCCCAAGAAGGACCCAGAAAACUUCAGUUUUUCAGAGGAAGAAGGAGCCGAUACAACGGAUUCUCUCGAUAUAAAACCGCCACAAGCGGUAAUAAGACAUCACAAAGUAAAUGCCCCUCGUAGGCGUGACAAGCACAGUGAGAGGAGGGAUCGCAAGGAGGAUAAAGAGCGAAAAUCUCGGCAUCAUGAUCGUGGAGAGGAAAGACACAGAGAUAAGCAUAGGCAUAGAAGACACGAGAUGGAAUCUCUGGAUCGAGGAGAACGUUCUGAUGGCUCCAAGAGAGAAAGAGAGAGGGUGGAUCGUAUCGAGAGGAUAGAUUCGCAUUCUAGAGACUCUUCUAGGCAUGAGAGGAAAGAGAGAAAUACUGGAGAUCGAGUAUUGGAAGAUUUACGAGAAAGAUUGUUGGACAAACGACGAGAAAGGCGGGAGGAUCCUCGAGAAGCUCGGGAGUCGCGACGUGAGGCGCGUUUGGAGGAAGCUCGUGAAAUAAGGGAACCGCGCGAUCGUCGUGAUGCACGAAUGGAGGAAAUUCGCGAGCGUCAUGAACUCCGUCCUGAUGACGGACGCGAGCGUCGCGACAUAAGGACGGACGAUCGCCGACAUAUUCGUAUGAUUGAGGAGCAAUAUGCCGAGCCGGAAAUGAUAGAUCGUCCCGAGAAGCGUCACAAAAGAUCUCACAAGCACGAUCGAGUGCGCGACAGGGAUCGGGAGAAAAUGGAUCGUGAAAAUUCGCAUCGUGAUAAGCACAUGCGUCUUAUGGAUAUGGGCAAUAAUGAAGAGGACGAUGUGGAGGUGACCGAAAUUCCAAUGCUGUCGAAAGAUCCCAAGGAAAUGACUGAGCAGGAACUUCGACGCGAAAGUUUCUGGGCUUAUAGACUUUUAGAAGCCGAUAGAGAGAUGGCUAGGAGAAAAGAAGUGUCCAGGUUAGAGUUAGAGGCGAGACGAUUGAAACGAGGAGAAAAGCGGGCCUUAAGUCCAGAUAUGAAUCCAAACGCCUCUGUAGUUGAAUUAUCAGAUGAAAGUCCGAGUCCGGUACAUUCAGAUGACGGCAGAUCUAGAUCUGCAGAACGCUCUUCUGAGGAACGCAGAAGUAAUAGGCAUUCGUCAGAUUCGUCGGAAUCGAGUAGCGAUGACGAUGACGAUGAGGACGAUGAUGAUGACUCGAAUGAGUCAAAUAAAGGUUCAAAUGAUGAUUCGAAUGAAGCUUCUGAUUACAAUAAUCCAAGCCCUUUGUCGGUGGAACGGUUAGCAAAGUCGGAUCAUUCCGAGGGAGGAUCGCCAGGACAUGUUGAUUCAAAUGGCGCAGCAAAAGGUGAAGAGACGGAGGAGAAGGUCACUCAAGUACCUGAAUUGCCGCCGUAUUUACCAGCUAUCCAAGGUUGUAGAAGUGUCGAGGAAUUCCAGUGUUUGAAUCGUAUAGAGGAAGGUACUUACGGUGUCGUGUAUCGAGCCCGAGACAAGAGAACGGAAGAAAUAGUCGCGUUAAAACGACUCAAAAUGGAGAAGGAAAAGGAAGGUUUUCCCAUUACAAGUUUGCGAGAAAUCAACACCUUGCUCAAAGCUCAACAUCCGAAUAUUGUCACUGUUCGUGAAAUAGUCGUGGGAAGUAAUAUGGACAAGAUUUUUAUAGUCAUGGAUUACGUGGAACAUGAUCUCAAAUCAUUGAUGGAAACAAUGAAAAAGAAGAGGCAAGCUUUCAUCCCUGGUGAAGUAAAGUGUCUAAUGCAGCAAUUAUUGCGAGCUGUGGCACAUUUGCACGACAAUUGGAUAUUGCAUCGCGAUUUGAAGACGUCAAAUCUGCUAUUGAGCCAUCGAGGAGUUUUGAAGGUCGGUGAUUUUGGACUUGCGAGAGAAUAUGGCUCUCCUCUCAGACACUAUACACCUAUCGUCGUAACUUUAUGGUAUCGAGCACCUGAACUUCUUCUUGGCGGAAAAGAAUAUAGUACUCCAAUUGACAUGUGGUCUGUCGGCUGUAUUUUUGCCGAGUUUCUGAGUAUGGAAGCUCUAUUUCCUGGCCAAAGUGACCAAGAUCAGAUAAACAGGAUAUUCAAAGAACUUGGAACGCCAAAUGAUCGAAUUUGGCCGGGUUUUUCAAAAAUGCCACUUGCGUCAAAAACAGUUUUCUCGCAUUAUCCUGUUAACAACUUGAGGCAGCGAUGUAGGUCUAGUGAUCUUGGAAUUGAGUUGCUAAACAAAUUCUUAACGUAUGAUCCUCAGCAACGAGUAACGGCCGAAGACGCAUUGAAACACAGUUUCUUCACUGAAGCCCCGUUACCAAUCGAUCCGAAAAUGUUCCCUACGUGGCCGGCCAAAUCUGAACUGGGAGUAAGAACAGCGAAUAACGCGUCUCCAAAACCGCCAAGUGGAGGCAAAGAAUACAAACAGCUGGGUGAUGGAGACGAUGUUGAUAUAAAUUCUUCUGGCUUCCACAUGGGCCUAAUGGAAGGAAGUAAGCCGCCACAGUCUGGGGGCGGGUUUCAUCUUAAGUUUUAAACAAUAUCCAUAAUGGAAUAGCACAAAUUUGUAACAAAAUAUGAUUAAAUUCAAAAAAAAAAGUAAGUAUAA
Messenger RNA from Belonocnema kinseyi, 2792 nucleotides. RefSeq names its product cyclin-dependent kinase 11B-like (gene Pitslre). Gene Ontology annotation, molecular function: ATP binding; cyclin-dependent protein serine/threonine kinase activity. Gene Ontology annotation, cellular component: nucleus. Gene Ontology annotation, biological process: protein phosphorylation; regulation of mitotic cell cycle. The transcript is spliced from 9 exons. Bases 162 to 2720 code for a protein of 852 amino acids. The record is from RefSeq and is a predicted model, not a curated record. Lineage: Eukaryota; Metazoa; Arthropoda; Insecta; Hymenoptera; Cynipidae.